This is a messenger RNA of Blumeria graminis f. sp. triticale, 1185 nucleotides long. NCBI's taxonomy places the organism in Eukaryota, Fungi, Ascomycota, Leotiomycetes, Helotiales, Erysiphaceae. The record is from the annotation of a GenBank genome assembly.
AUGGUUUAUGCACCAUUUGCUCCGAGCAACCAUACUCAAAUUGAUCAACUACCUUCUAUAUUUGAGUAUAGGUAUAAUAAGACACCUAAACGACAAAGGUUUAGUGAUAAAACUCUGACAAGUCAUCAAGAUGGUAGAAGUGGAGCAGGCCUAAAACAAAUUGAAGCUCAGGUGCGAGAUCAUAAAGUAGGUGUCAGAUACCCGCCGCCACUUGACGUAAAUGUCCAGGUCCCAGAGCCUUUGAUUAUUCAAAAAAAACGAUCAAUAAUAGUUGACUCGACUGAAAAGGGCAUUAGAGGUAAAAUAUUGCCCAAAAUUAAUGACGGAUGUCUUAAACCAGGUUUUGCAAGCCCUGAUUUGUCUAAUUUAUUUUUUCAUGAAAACCUCGAUAGGACUAUUAAUAAUAGUGACCUCUUUUCUAAAAAUACAGGUAGAGAAGUUACGAAAAGGUUUGAAUGGUGGAGGAGGAAUGAUGAAGGGAGAAUUCGUGCAGUCAUGCCUGGUGGAGAACCUUUAAAAUUGAGAGCACUCUCACCAACACAACUAGAAGUAGAAAGUAGGAAAAUAAUUGGCUUAAAUCUAGCAAAACUCUUCAAAAAUCACAGUGAGAAGUUGAACAUAAAUUUAGAAUUACCACAUGAAAAUUUUAAAAAUGAGUUAAAACUUCGAGAUUCUAUAGUCAGCUCAAGUGAAGACUUCUGUGAUUAUACAAUAAUAGAUCACAGUAAAGCAGACGACACACGUGAGAUCGCACCGCAGCGAAACUGGCUGGCGAAGCUUUUCCGAAUCAAGCCUCGUGCCAAGUUCAUAUGCUUCUGUGUCAGUAAAAAACGGGCUUGGCAAGAGACUGCGGAAAUUUUGCUAGGAUGGAAGCGUUUCGGUAUGCAAGAUGUUGAAAUUGACAGAAAGCGAAGCAUUAUUUUUGGUAGGGUUGGCGCCAUUAAUUUUCUUAAUAUGAAAGAAGUUCAGUUUGCUGUAGAGUUUAUGACAGUGAUUGAGCAUGGUAAAAGACACCCUCUAAGUAUUGCUCGAUGGACCCAGGAACAAGGAGCUGGGAGUAGCUUUCGGAAGGUAAUUGGAACUCUAGAAAUGGUUCUGAAGAUGCGGCGCCUCCUCGUCUUGGAUGAGAGCAAAAGAAGGAUGAUGGUUAAGAUGGGUAAGUCUUUUGUCGCUACGCGGCGGUGA